This is a messenger RNA of Drosophila sulfurigaster albostrigata, 1056 nucleotides long. RefSeq lists its product as uncharacterized. NCBI's taxonomy places the organism in Eukaryota, Metazoa, Arthropoda, Insecta, Diptera, Drosophilidae. Gene Ontology annotation, molecular function: L-malate dehydrogenase (NAD+) activity. Bases 1 to 1056 code for a protein of 351 amino acids. Gene Ontology annotation, cellular component: mitochondrion; cytoplasm. Gene Ontology annotation, biological process: tricarboxylic acid cycle; carboxylic acid metabolic process. The transcript has a single exon. The record is from RefSeq and is a predicted model, not a curated record.
AUGAUUUCAAUUCGAUUUUCCACACACAUUACCCGAUUGACAGUGCACAAGCAAAGCAACAAUGGUCCAUGCCGCAAUCAGAGCAGCAACCAGAGCAGCAAGGACUCGAAUGAUAGUCAGGGCUUUAAAGUAACGCUUGUGGGAGCUGCUGGCGGCGUUGGACAACCCCUGGCUCUGAUGCUCAAAAUGAAUCAGCGGAUCAAGACCCUAGCACUGCACGAUAAGGUGUCAAUCAAGGGCAUGGCUGUUGAUCUAUCCCACAUCUGCACGCCCACCAAUGUUGAGGCCUAUGAAGAAAAGGAUUUGGGGAAAGCGCUUAAGAAUGCGUCAAUUGUGGUGGUUGCGGCUGGACAGCCGCAGAGACCAAGCGUUAAAUACGAGGAGCAGCUUAAGGCGAACGCCAAAGUGGUUGUUGAGAUAACCAAAGAGAUUUGCAACGUUUGCCCGCAUGCUUUACUAGCUUUCAUCACGACUCCAGUGAAUGCGAUUGUGCCUAUCGUGGCCAAGGUGAUGAUGGAGCUGGAUGCAUAUGAUCCCAAGCGUCUGUUUGGUGUAACAACACUGAAUGUUGUGCGUGCUAAAACAUUUAUUGGCGAUAGCAUCGGCGUUGAUCCCAUGCAGGUCAGCAUUCCUGUGGUAGGCGGUCAUGGUGAGACAGCUUUGGCGCUAAUUUCUCAAUCUAAGCCCCCGUUCGAUGGCAGUGCCAUGGAGCGAGUGGAGGUGCUGCAACAAAUGCAGAAUGCCGGACCUCAGGUUAUUGAGUCGAAGGAGGGCAAAGGUACCAUCACCUCAUCCAUGGCGUAUGCAUCUGCCAGUUUUGUCAACUCUCUGCUCAGGGGUUUGAACAACGAGAAGAAUGUCAUCGAAUGUGCUUACGUUCAGUCAGAUGUUACGGAGGCGCAGUUCUUUGCCUCUCCAGUUUUGCUCGGUCCCAAGGGCAUUCAGGAGAACUUGGGACUGCCCGAUUUGGAUGAAGAAGAGGAGGAGGCAAUGGAGGACCUCGUUAAGAAGUUACAGAAAGAUAUUGAUCAGGGUCUGAAGUUGUCAGUGUGUUGA